AUGCACAUCGGCUCGAGAACCGCUGCCUCUUCGUUCGGCAUUUUCAAGACCUUCACUUUGUUACAAAUCGCGCAAACCUUUGGCUGGUACAUCUUCUCGGCAUGGUGGUUCACUCAAGUCUACGUAUGGUCGUCUUCGGGUGAUUCUAACCUCGCGCUUGUGAAAUGGGGCAGGCCACAUGAGCGACCAACUAUGAACGAAAGACCGAUUUACCUUAAUUCCUUCCAUGUGUUCCUAGCAUGUGUGCAAGCAGUGUUCCACCUCUACUACGACUAUGACCAGAUUGCAGUGCCCAUCGCGGAACGAAGCUCCAGAACGAAUGACGAGCGUACUCACCCUGUACCAUCAACCUCCAAGUAUCUACAGCGUGUUCUGCCGCAAAUAUUGGCGGCCGGGGCUCUCAGAAGCGUCACCGUUGCUGCAACGUCUCUCGUGAUAUACCCCAUAUUCUUUAGACGUUUUGCCUGGAGUUGGUCUCUGUACUUUGCCAAGCUCUUUUUCAGCUUCCCGAGAUCUGCAGCCGAACCUCAGAGCUUCGUCCCAUCGAUUUUCCCUUACUUCUUCUUCAAAACUUUGGUUCCCGGAGUGCUGCUUGUUCUCUCUUGGCAAACCGCCAACCUCUUCUAUUCUGUAUUCAUCGGCAAGGAGCCUUUGAAGCGUGGCCAGCCACUCACAACAGAAGCUAAGGAUCCCAAUGGCAGCCUUAUUAGUGGCCUCAAGGCGAAGAAGGAAGUUGUGAAGACCUUCGCGCUCUGGGAACUCAGCCUCAUCAGCCAACGCAUUCCCGACCGCCGGAAGGCAAUUUUCAAUGAAAUUGAUCGCGAGGGUGGCUCGGCUUGGUCUCAGGUUCUUGCUUGUACCACCGAUGUAAUCAAGGCCAUCAACACUCGCAUCGAGGAAAGCAAAAAUCCCGCGCCUGUCACCAAGCCUUUGCCGCAAGCCAAGAAACCUGAGCCUGUUCUUCAAACUCUCCCACGACUCUCAGAACCGAUCAAAGAUGACAACAUCUUCACUACUGCCCCAAAGGCUACUUCACGCCAGGACAAAUUUGGCGAUGCGUUUAGCUCGGCGGCUAAAUCCAUCGGUCAGUCAGAAGACUGGACUCCAACUGCGCGAGCUCGAGUCCGUGAUGUUUUCGAUCGAGCGUCGUCAGCAAUGCUUAGCCCUGAGCAGAAACAGAAAUAUCUCAGCUCUCCUCAGAAGUUCAAACUACUGACUGGUAGCCCCUCCACAACUCAUAGACCCGAUGACAUGAACCCAGUUCUGGCGCAGAUUCUUCGUUCGCCUAUCGGCCAGCCUUUGCGUCAAACAUACGCUCAGCGCCUGUCUUCUAUUGUUCUCGGCACACCAGAGUCCUCUCUAUCCUUGAUUGUGGACGCUGUAGAGUCGUUGACUCGACUCCUCAUUGCAAGCUUGGCCGAAGACCCGUAUGGCAAAGUUCAGGCCGAUGUGCCCUCAGUUGUGCGACUUCUGACCCAAACCACCCUGGCCCUAGAUGCGUUUGCCCAUCAGGGUGGAUUGGAUGCCCACUGGACUGAUAUCAACUUCCCCCCAUCGAGUGAUCCCCAGGCACAAUCAGUUGCCCGUCUGGUUCCAGAUGUUGAAGUCGUGCUUGGUACACUCCGUGGUGGUCUGAAGGAUCUACUGACGGCCUUCAGACCUUAUUUGCGGGAUAUCGGUAUCGCAGGCAAGGAUCUGAGGCUAGCAAAGGAGGCAGCUGGCAUCGAUGGAGAGGAGGUAUUAUGA
Messenger RNA from Penicillium griseofulvum, 1746 nucleotides. RefSeq names its product nucleoporin NDC1. The transcript is spliced from 2 exons. Gene Ontology annotation, cellular component: nuclear pore transmembrane ring; spindle pole body. Gene Ontology annotation, biological process: nuclear pore organization; spindle pole body localization. The record is from RefSeq and is a predicted model, not a curated record. Gene Ontology annotation, molecular function: spindle pole body-nuclear membrane anchor activity. The coding region runs from base 1 to 1746 and encodes 581 amino acids. NCBI's taxonomy places the organism in Eukaryota, Fungi, Ascomycota, Eurotiomycetes, Eurotiales, Aspergillaceae.